Messenger RNA from Bipolaris maydis ATCC 48331, 483 nucleotides. NCBI's taxonomy places the organism in Eukaryota, Fungi, Ascomycota, Dothideomycetes, Pleosporales, Pleosporaceae. The record is from RefSeq and is a predicted model, not a curated record.
AUGGCGCACGGCGCCUGCUCCCACGUUACUGAGACCACUGGCAGAACGGAUCCGAACAGCUCUUUCGAGAUUCUGCGCGUGCGCCCCCAAAAGUCUUUGCAAGCGCUCAAGUUUAUGUUCGUUGACGAUGCGGCACAUGUGGCUCUUCCCUGGCCGCGUAUAAACUGGGAGCAAUGUUGCAUCACUCUUUUUAGACAGACCUCUUCCACCUCUGGUUACACAAAGACGUGGUUUACGCCGAGGCAUAUCUGUCCAGCGUUCAUGAAUUUGGCUGCGGCAAUGCGGCGUGUUACAGAAUCUGCGCUGGCCGACUUGGUCACGAUAGAGGGCCCUGCCCCCAAGCUCGAGGACAACGGGCGUGAGAUUCUUCGCUGCGACUCCGGCAACAAUGCGAGAUACCUUACUCGAUCUAGCAAAGAAGAUAUGGUUGCAGUACUAGGAGGGGAUAUAACCCGUCUCCGCUGCCGAGCCGGUGACGGUUGA